Effrenium voratum is the source of this 3864-nucleotide messenger RNA. NCBI's taxonomy places the organism in Eukaryota, Dinophyceae, Suessiales, Symbiodiniaceae. The record is from the annotation of a GenBank genome assembly.
GGGGAAUCCGAUCCAUUUGCGCCGAUGGAUCUGCGCUACUUGCUAAACCUCGGCGUGGACCUGGUCUUGCCAGCACCACCAGCGCCGCGACAUGAGGAGGCAGAGUUCGGAGCCUGGCUGACGGGUGCCCUGUGUCAAGGCGCUUUGGGCGAGCAGUUUCCGGAGACCUGCCGCCGUGUCAGCGAGGUCGCCUGCUCCUGGCGCAGCCGCUUUCCUUCACAUCUCUGGGCGCGGCUGGCUCGGGACAAGUGCUCCACGCUGCUGAAGGAAGCCCGGGAGGCAGUGCCCGUGGUUGCCUUCGUGGAGGAGCGCCUGAAGGAGUUGGAUCCUGCAGACGGGCCUAUUACCAUCGCAGAUCUUUGCUCCGGGCUCGGGUUCCUGGGCAUGUUCCUCUCUGAGCUUUUGCCACCGGACCGUGCCCACGCCAUUUUGCUUUUGGACCAGGCCUGGCCAAUGAAAGGCGUUGAGCCACCUAGUGGCCCCGGCAAGCGCGGACGCACGCGGCUGAACUGGGACCACAUCAACCAGCUGCCGUGGCCCAUCCAGUUGGUCACACGUCGGGCUGAUCUGAAGUUGCCCUCGACUCACGAGCAAAUCCUGUCCAGACUGCUUGAGCCAGCGCCCGGCCCUGUGAUGAUUUUGGGCAUCCACCUCUGCGGCCUCCUCUCCAUCCGCGCAGUGGAGACCUUCAAUCGCGGCCCCAAGUGUGUGGCCUUCGCGUUGAAGCCCUGCUGCCUGCCCUCUAUGCACUACGCCAAGCAGCAGGUUCGCUGGACCUUGGGCUCCCACACCUUUGGGGCCACUGAGGUGUGCGCUCGGGGCAGCUACAAUCGCAACCGCUGGAGCGGGCCAUUGAAGUCCAGCCUCGCGCCGCGCUUCCGCUGCUGGGCCGAGAACUUGCUGCGGGGUCUCGUGGCCCAAGGCAAGCGCAAGUCCCACGUCGAGCUGGUGGAAGGGCACUACCAGGACACCUACCUCUUUGCGCAGCGGCCGUUUUCGGCAGAGCGGCCCCAGGUCCUUGUGCCCACGCCAGAGGUGUCCGCUCUGGAAGCUGCCCGCAGGAUCCUGGCAUCGGAAACCGCCAACGAGACGCUGGCGGUGCCCUGCGAUGCCUCGAUGCGCCAAGUCCGCCGCCGCUAUUUGGUGCUCACAAAGAUGCUGGGCUCUUCCGAGGAUGAGGAGGGCCUUGCCGCUUUCCGGAAGAUCCGCGUCGCCUUCGAGGAGAUCCGCGCGCAGCGCGCGCUUUUCUUCGCGCGGCUCGUAGUGGCGCUGCUGUUGGCCAACGUGCAAGCAGAGAGCUGCGACGGCCGCAGGUGUCCCACCGCGGGCCAGGCCUGGCUGCAGCUGAAGGGCGCGCUGCACGCGGCGGUGGCGCCGCUGGAGCCGGAGCCGGGCUUCUUCGCGGUGCAGGGUGGCAGCGGAAUCUCCUGCCGCGGGGCGCAUGCCCAGGAUGAGGCCUCCGGGCACUUCGUGGAGAGCCAGCAGAAGACGUUGGAGGAUUGCAAGCAGCAGUGCAUUGCCUCUAAGGGCUGCAAGGGCAUCGACUUUGGCGGCAACACCUGCCGCGUGUGGACGAGGCGGCAGGGCAUCCAAAGCAGCCUCCCAGUGGAGGGCCACAACUGCCUCCGCUUCGUGGCAGAUGGCGGCGCCAUGUUGGCGUUCCUGGAGCUUGGGAAGGGAGGAUGCCGAGGUGCCCACAAAGAAGACAAGGACCCGGGCUACUUCACCAGCACUACCGCUGCCAACAUCGAGGAGUGCAAGUCCAUUUGCGUCUCCGACCCCGCGUGCCAGGGGGUGACCUAUUCGCAGCGCGGGCUUUGCGAGAUCUGGACGCGCCCAGAAGGAGUCCAUGCUUUUGCGGAGGAGGCCGAGUCCGUGUGCCUCACGAACCCCACCCCCACUCCCACGCCGAGCCCCACGCCGAGCCCCACGCCGAGCCCCACGCCGAGCCCAACACCGAGCCCCACGCCCAGCCCGCCGAGCGGGAACUGGGAAAAGCACGCAGGCUUGAAUUGCUACCAGAACCACGGUGCCGAGGGUAUCUCCGGCAAAGACCCUGUGGAGGGGCGAAUCUCCCUCGGGCAGUGCCAGCAGGAGUGCCUCCAGGAGAAGGACUGCGUUGCCAUUGUCAUGCCCAACGGCCACUCGCCUCCAACCACCUGCUGGUUACGAAAGAACGUGGACAAGACGCGAUGCCAAGCAGGCAGCCCCUACGACCUUUGGGUGCGCCCGGGUGCCUCCAUCGAGGGCGGCGGCGGCGGCAGUGGGGUGGAGACUGAGACCUGCUGCGCGGGAUACGAGGCUUGGCCCAACGUGGAUGGCGUGACCUGCGACGGCUGCACCGCCCUGGUUUUGACGGAGCCCUACGGGGGUCGUUGCGACAAGUACUGCGAGUCCUUCGGCCACGAGUGCUUCAUGGCCGCGGAGGAGGUGAACGAAGAUUGCGCGGUGAAGUACAGCAACGAUCGCUGCGACCAGCCCAUCCUGGACACCUCGGACAUGUUGUGUGGGUGCCGCCUGAAGCGUGCCUUGAACGAGCCCAAGUGCGACUGGCCGCCCCCAUCGCCGCCCACACCCCCCACGCCCCCAACGUCUGAGUGCUGCAGUCCCUUCGCAUCUUGGCCGAGCUUGGACGCUGUCACCUGCAGCGAUUGCAUGGCGCUGGUCCAGGCGGAGCCUUUCGGAGGCCGCUGCGACAGAUACUGCGAGUCCUUCGGCCACGUCUGCGUGAUGGCCGCGGAGGAGCAGGAAGAGAACUGUGAGAUCAAGUAUGAGAAGGCCUGCAACGAGGCGAUCACCGGCACCAGCGACAUCCUCUGCCGCUGCGUGAAGCCCGAUGCUCCCGAGACCUGCCCACAGAAGCCGGAGGUUCCCACGCCCUCGCCGGACAAGAGGAUCCAGGUGGUGGGUCGACAGCUGCUGGUGAACGGCGCCCCUUUGCACCUGAAAGGCGUGGCUUGGAACCCGGUGCCCAAGGGCGGGCGCCACCCGGCAGACCUGGACUUCGCAUCCUUCGUGGAGAAAGAUGCCGAGCUGAUGCAGAGCAUGGGGAUCAACGCAGUGCGAACCUAUGAGCCAAUCACGGACAAAGCCGUGCUGGACACUCUGUGGAGCAGAGGCAUUUGGGUGGUGAACAGUGUCUACAACUGGGGUGGGGCUUCGGCAGACUCCGCCGCAAAUCCCGUGAAUGCGGUGAAAGACCACCCGGCGAUCCUGAUGUGGAGCAUUGGCAAUGAGUGGAACUACAACGGCCUCUACGUGGGGAAAAGCUUCUUUGACUGUGUCAGCAUGAUCCGUGAUGUGGCUCGAGUGGUGCGCCAGCACGACACCAGCCACCCAAUCUCCUCCAUCUUCGGAGAUGUCGGCAAGCUGGAUCAAGCCUCGGAUUCCUUGCCGGAAAUCGACGUGUGGGGCGUCAACGCGUAUCGCGGGAUCAGCUUCGGAGAUCUCUUCACAUCCUUCGAGAAGGCAACUGACAAGCCCUUGUAUUUUGGAGAGUAUGGUGCAGAUGCCUUCAACGCCAAGAUCGACAGGGAAGACCAGGAGUCGCAGGCGAAGGCAACCACUCAGCUCACUGAGGAGAUCUUGAGUCAGAGCUCCGUGCUGAACCGGGGCCCCUGCAUCGGCGGCUUCAUCUUCGAGUUUGCCGACGAGUGGCACAAGGACAACGAUGGCAGCCCGGACCGCCAUGACAACGCUGGCACUGCUCCUGGGGGAGGCCCUUACCCGGAUAUGACGUUUAACGAGGAGUGGUGGGGCCUGGUCAGCAUUGACCGGGAGCGCCGGCUUGCAGUGGAUGCAUUUGCCAAGACUGCAUUGCCCAAGGCUGGAACUGGAGCAUCGGAUAUGAAUCCCUACCGCUGA